AUGGAAUCACUCUUUCAAUAUCGACGUAUCAGACAAUCUGUUCGCGACCAACUAGCGGAAAUCAAAGAAAAGUGCACCUGCGAGAACUAUACACCCGGGUCACCACACAGCUCGAGCUGUCAGUCAUGCAACGUUGGGUUUUCUUUUCCGCCGAACCAAUCCUCGCUUCAAGCAAAACCUCCUACCGAUUCCAUCAUCAUUGUGGACUGGGAUAGUCACGAUGAUCCUUUGAACCCUGCAAGCCAGAGCGUGUCGCAGAAGCUGGUUAUGACCCUUCUGGUCUCGUUACUUGCUUUUUCUGUAACUGCCACAUCUGCGAUUGAUGCUUCCGGCGUCCCACAAUACAGUGAAUACUUCAACGUAUCCGAAGUAGUCGGGUCUCUUGCAACAGCCUUAUUUCUGGUCGGUUUCGGGGCCGGCUCUCUCCUGUCAGGCCCAUUCUCCGAGACAUUUGGCCGGAAUGCCGUCUACCUGAUAACAAUGCUCCUUUUUCUGAUUUUUAUCAUGGCUGCGGCACUCGCUCCAAAUCUCCAGGGCCACCUGAUCUUUCGUUUUCUUGCCGGCUUCUUUGGCUCUACUCCACUCAGCUGUGCUGGUGGCACGGUGGCGGAUUUGUGGAAUCCAGUACAAAAGACGUACGCUUUUCCAGCCUAUGCUAUUCCAUCAUUUGUGGGACCUAUGGCUGGUCAGAUCAUAGGCAGUUAUAUUCCUACUACUUUGGGAUGGCGUUGGCUUGAGUGGAUUAUGCUUAUCAUGGGAGGUGCGAUUCUUCUUAUUGUUAUUGUGUUCCAGCCAGAAACAUACGGGCCUCUUCUUCUGUACUGGAAAGCAAAGAUUCUCCGCGAAGAAACUGGGGACGAGAGAUACAAAGCUCCGAUGGAGAUGAAAAACCAGGCUUUGGGCCCGCGACUGUUGGCCUCGGUAUACCGGCCAUUUGCGUUGGUUUACUCUGAGUUGAUUAUCAUCCUGAUGUCGCUGUAUCUUACUGUUGUCUAUAUUGUCCUCUUCACCUUUUUGGAGGGAUAUACAUACGUUUUUAGUCAUCCGUAUGGGCUUUCACAGCAGAUGACUAGUAUACUCUGGGUGGGGAUGCUAUGUGGUAUUCUUCUCACUAGCUUCCUGGUUCCGGUGGUUUACUCCUGGACUGCCAAAGAGUACAAGAGAACUUCUACUAUUGCUCCUGAAGAGCGACUGUGGUAUGCAAUGCUGGGUGGUGCACCAGCGGUGCCAAUAAGUUUGUUCUGGAUGGGUUGGACCUGCUAUCCGUCCAUAUCGAUUUGGUCUCCUCUCAUUUCCUCCGUCUUAUUCGGGUACGGAAUCACGACUAUUUUCCUUUCCACAUACAUGUAUAUCAUAGAUUCCUAUGGUGUAUACUCAGCAUCUGCAUUGGGGUUCCUUGUUUUUACUAGAUAUGUCGUCGCAGGCGGUAUGACAGUUGCUGGUGGGCCUAUUUACCGUUCUAUCGGUGCGCAUUACACAUUGACCAUUUUGGGGGCCAUCAGUACAGCCAUGGCCACAAUUCCGUACUUGCUUUAUGUGUACGGGCCGAGAAUUCGCAAAUACAGCAAAUUUGCUGUCAACACCGGUGCGGAAUGA
Molecule: messenger RNA, 1596 nt
Organism: Penicillium roqueforti
Lineage: Eukaryota; Fungi; Ascomycota; Eurotiomycetes; Eurotiales; Aspergillaceae
Product: MFS transporter
Exons: 4
Coding region: 1-1596 (531 amino acids)
Biological process (GO): transmembrane transport
Molecular function (GO): transmembrane transporter activity
Source: RefSeq, a predicted model, not a curated record